GGAAAGAGCCGAACGGGGACGGAAAGAGCCGAACCGCCUGAUGAAGCCGAACUGGGUCCGAACCCGGUCCGGAAAGAGCCGAACUGGGUCCGGAAAUAACCGAACACUUCCGGAAAGUGCCGAACCCAUCCGGAAAGGCCCGAACCGGCCCGAACCGGGGCCGCCAUGUUGUUCCCAGCGCUCUCUCAGCUCCUCCUCAGCCUCUUUAUGGCUUGGGGGGCGCAGGGGGGUUGCGUGGAGGUGGCGUCGGGGACCGAAGCCGUUUUAGGGGCUCCUUUUCGCCUCCUCUGCAUCGCCUGCAAGAGGCGAAGUGAAACCCCCGCCGAGGCCCAGGGAGAGUGGUUCUUCCGAGCCGACGGGGAACCCCACUACCAGAAGAUCCUCCACUACAGCCCCGAGGAGGCCCCUUGGGUGGCUCCGGGUCCUUUCAAGGAUGUCCUCUUCUGGAACGGCUCUCGCGGCACUCGGGACCUUCAGGACCUUUCGGUGCAGCUCUCGGCGGUGGAUCGGGCCCACGCCGGCCAUUACAUUUGCCGCCUGCGCCGUAACCUCACCUUCGAGGGUUACGUUUACAGCUUAGCCCGGAACAAAACCAUCCGCUUGGCCGUGGUGGAUAGCGCGCGUCGCGAUCUGGCGUCCAUCGUCUCCGAGAUCCUGAUGUACGUCCUCAUCGUGGUCCUCACGCUGUGGUUGGCGGCCGAGAUGCUUUAUUGCUACCGGAAAGUCGCCGCCGCCGCCCCGGCUCCCGACAGCGCUUCGGAGUAUCUCGCCAUCACCUCAGAGAGCAAAGAGAACUGCGCGGGGGGGGCGGCGCCCCAGUAACUCCCAGUAAGGCCUCCCAGUAACUCCCAGUAAGGCCUCCCAGUAACUCCCAGUAGCUCCCAGUAAGGAUUCCCGGCACCCAUGGGUGCUGCUGCCCCCCCCUCCACACGCAAUAAACCCCCUCUUCUUUAGGGGGG
Messenger RNA from Cuculus canorus (common cuckoo), 959 nucleotides. It is a transcript of the gene SCN1B, whose product is annotated as sodium voltage-gated channel beta subunit 1. Gene Ontology annotation, molecular function: sodium channel regulator activity. The transcript is spliced from 5 exons. The record is from RefSeq and is a predicted model, not a curated record. Gene Ontology annotation, cellular component: voltage-gated sodium channel complex. Lineage: Eukaryota; Metazoa; Chordata; Aves; Cuculiformes; Cuculidae. Gene Ontology annotation, biological process: sodium ion transport; regulation of heart rate by cardiac conduction; cardiac muscle cell action potential involved in contraction. Bases 166 to 822 code for a protein of 218 amino acids.